Molecule: messenger RNA, 453 nt
Organism: Pseudocercospora fijiensis CIRAD86
Lineage: Eukaryota; Fungi; Ascomycota; Dothideomycetes; Mycosphaerellales; Mycosphaerellaceae
Exons: 2
Biological process (GO): iron incorporation into metallo-sulfur cluster; intracellular iron ion homeostasis
Cellular component (GO): mitochondrion
Molecular function (GO): iron chaperone activity; ferric iron binding; 2 iron, 2 sulfur cluster binding
Source: RefSeq, a predicted model, not a curated record
CGCCGAUUCUCAAUACACAGCAGAGCUCGUGCGGGCUUGAUGCCAGAUACCGAAGACCCUCAGCCACCCAAGCAAGCUCCGCCAGAGCACGUUGCGCAGCAACCAGCUGAGCUUAGCGACGAUCAAUAUCAUGAGCUGGCAGAUGAAUAUAUGGACGCUGUGCGUGAGAGAGCGGAACAACUGCAGGAAGGCCGAGAGGACGUCGAGGUGGAAUAUGCUGCGGGCGUCCUCAACAUAGUCUUUCCACCCAAUGGCACGUACGUAAUCAAUAAGCAACCACCGAACAAGCAGAUAUGGCUUUCGUCUCCAAUCUCAGGUCCGAAGCGAUAUGACUGGGUGAUAUCAGGGGAGAGUAUGCACCAGAAAGAGGGAGGCGGCACUGGGGAGUGGGUGUAUCUGCGUGAUGGGACGAGGCUCAGCGCACUGCUGAGUAAGGAGUUGGGAAUAUCGAUG